UCUGUUGCUUUUGCAAUCCACAACCAACAGCUCUGAAUUUACCUUAAAUAUGUCUACUAUCGUCUACCGUCAAACAGAUCAGGUUAUAAUGCACAAUCAACACAGAAAAGGUUUGAGUCUAUAGCCAACGGGACAAGCGAGGACUUGAUUGCAGUCACUCUAAGCCUGAGAGUUUGAGUCACCUCUGACCCCCUGCUGUGCCCACUGGUUGCCUGGCAUUGCCUUUUCCAUCCACUUCGUAGUGAAGGAAGACCUAGGCACUCCCAUUCCUGGUUCUACUUCACUUGUGCCUUUUUACGGCUUUCCAAAGUAAACUAUCUCUCCCAGACAUACGUCAUUCGGUAUUAGGCUUAAUUUCCAAAAUGAUUCCCAACGGAUAUUUGAUUUUUGAGGACGAAAGUUUCCUGGAUUCCACCGUGGCCAAGAUGAACGCCCUUAGAAAGAACGGCCAGUUUUGUGAUGUGAGACUACAGGUGUGUGGCCAUGAAUUGAUGGCUCAUCGGGCAGUACUGGCUUGUUGCAGUCCAUAUCUGUUUGAAAUCUUUAACAGCGACCUGGAACCUCAUGGUGUCUCUCAUGUGAAAUUUGAGGAUCUGGACCCUGAGGCUGUGGAGAUCCUUCUCAACUAUGCUUACACUGCCCAGUUGAAGGCAGAUAAAGAGCUGGUUAAGGAGGUUUACUCUGCAGCCAAACGGCUCAAAAUGGACAGAGUGAAGCGGAUCUGUGGCGACUAUCUUCUCUCCAAAAUGGAUUCCCAGAGUGCCAUCUCCUAUCGCAAUUUUGCCAGCUGCAUGGGAGAUGGGCGUCUGCUGGGCAAGAUCGACAGCUAUAUCCAGGAGCAUCUUCUGGACGUGUCUGAGCAAGAGGAUUUCCUCAAGCUGCCACGCCUUAAGUUGGAGGUGAUGCUGGAGGAUAACUUGACCUUGCCUAGUAAUGGCAAGCUUUACUCCAAGGUGAUUGGCUGGGUUCAACGCAGCCUGUGGGAAAAUGGCGAACCCCUGGAGCGACUGAUGGAGGAGGUGCAAACGCUGUACUAUUCGGCCGAUCACAAGCUGCUCGAUGGGAGCCUGCUUGACGGGCAGGCUGAGGUGUUCGGCACUGAGGAUGACCACAUCCAGUUUGUGCAGAAGAAGCCCCCACGUGAGAAUGUACACCGACAGCUGAGCACCAGCUCCUCUGGCAGCGGGGGGGGUUCUUCUUUACAGGAGUCACCCAUGAGGCUGACUUAUUUUUUUUUUUACAGUGUUUGGGAGGAGGUGGGUGGGGGUGGUCUGUUUGGGGUUGCCGAAAGCAACAUUAAGCCUUUGCAUAUUGCAUACUUUAUUUUUGUUGUUGUAUAUAUUGUUGUUUCUUUUUUUUCCAUUUUAAGAAGAAUGCCAACAUUUAUUGCACACUGAGUGUACCUUUUUGAGUAGUUUUGAAAUUCUCCUUUCUUUUUUGGCAAUUUGAAGACAGGAUUGAUUGGUUGAACCCAUUAAGGAAGUGGUUCAGGUUGAAUGUUUGCUUUAUAGUUUUUUUUUGUGUUUUUUUGUUUUGUUAGCUCACUUCAUUUAAAGCUCCAUGGUUAUACAAAGCCUUAUUUUACAAAACAUUCAAACACAUGACUUUCCUUUUUGUAUCAUUAGCCAUGACGUAGGAUUACUGUACCAAUCUUUAAAGAUGGCCUUUUUUAUAUUUUUGAUACACUGCUAAGUAACCAAUAGAUAGAUGGAUGAGCUAGUCGACACACAACACCCAUGAGGAUAUAAACUUUAAUCAGUGCCAGUUUAGUAACCCUCACAUGCGUAUAAUCGACCACGCUUUAGUGCCUCUGCUCAUUAGAUAUUUUGUUACCAUUUCUUUUGUUUGACUGAUUCAAGCAAGUGCGGUGAUGCUCAUUUCCUUCUCAAUACCAACAUUUUUAAUAUUUCCUGUGUUUAGCGUUUGGAAGCAACAAAAAUAUU
Molecule: messenger RNA, 1943 nt
Organism: Sinocyclocheilus anshuiensis
Lineage: Eukaryota; Metazoa; Chordata; Actinopteri; Cypriniformes; Cyprinidae
Product: influenza virus NS1A-binding protein homolog A-like
Exons: 9
Coding region: 363-1397 (344 amino acids)
Molecular function (GO): protein binding
Source: RefSeq, a predicted model, not a curated record